AUGGUUGCACUUGUAGAUGCAGCCAACAGCUACCAUGCUACAACACGUGCAACAGCCCUCCUAGAUUCUGUGCAGGCACACAAGAACCCUCCAAUAUCCAAGGCACCAUCUGUUAAACCUCCUGGCAGCAGCAGCACCCAUCAACACUCAUUAUGGGAGUCUAAUCUGGGAGGCCAUUGUUCUUGUUUGUGUGGUUAUUUAUUUGACUGUGGAAUGCAGCAUCUACAAACACCAUCAACAAGAGGAGUUGCAACCAGCCACAGCACCUUGGAGCUCAGAAGAUACAGCAGCAACCUUACAACUACAACAAUCCAACACCAACAAUCUUCAACUUCCAUCUACUUGCAAUUGAGGAGCCCUCCAAUGGGCACCACAGAACCCCCACACACUGGUACAAUCAUGCAAAAUGCAAGGAAACACCCAAGCAACUGCUCAUGCCAUGGCUGCAUCACCUACAAGUUACAAUUUGCUGCUCUUCAGUCACUCCUUUUCUCAACAACAACUCCAACGUUGCUGGUUAUUAUAGCUCUAUAUACUUCCUCUCGUUUCAUCCUUCUUAGCUGA
Solanum dulcamara is the source of this 564-nucleotide messenger RNA. RefSeq lists its product as uncharacterized. The coding region runs from base 1 to 564 and encodes 187 amino acids. NCBI's taxonomy places the organism in Eukaryota, Viridiplantae, Streptophyta, Magnoliopsida, Solanales, Solanaceae. The record is from RefSeq and is a predicted model, not a curated record. The transcript is spliced from 3 exons.